Procambarus clarkii (red swamp crayfish) is the source of this 618-nucleotide messenger RNA. The record is from RefSeq and is a predicted model, not a curated record. NCBI's taxonomy places the organism in Eukaryota, Metazoa, Arthropoda, Malacostraca, Decapoda, Cambaridae.
AUGGUCGUGUCGCCUCUUGUGGUGACUAAUCAUUCACUCCAAACGUCUACCACCACCGGGUCCGUGCCAUUCAUGGUCGUGUCGCCUCUUGUGGUGACUAAUCAUUCACUCCAAACGUCUACCACCUCUGGUACCGUGCCAUUCAUGGUCGUGUCGCCUCUUGUGGUGACUAAUCAUUCACUCCAAACAUCUACCACCACCGGGUCCGUGCCAUUCAUGGUCGUGUCACCUCUUGUGGUGACUAAUCAUUCACUCCAAACGUCUACCACCUCUGGUACCGUGCCAUUCAUGGUCGUGUCGCCUCUUGUGGUGACUAAUCAUUCACUCCAAACGUCUACCACCUCUGGUACCGUGCCAUUCAUGGUCGUGUCGCCUCUUGUGGUGACUAAUCAUUCACUCCAAACGUCUACCACCUCUGGUACCGUGCCAUUCAUGGUCGUGUCGCCUCUUGUGGUGACUAAUCAUUCACUCCAUACGUCUACCACCUCUGGUACCGUGCCAUUCAUGGUCGUGUCGCCUCUUGUGGUGACUAAUCAUUCACUCCAAACGUCUACCACCUCUGGUACCGUGCCAUUCAUGGUCGUGUCACCUCUCGUGGUGGGUUCAAUACCGUGCUAA